AUGAGUUCAAGCAGCAUGGCCGUCGAUAAAGGUCAUCUUCGCGAGAGGAUGCCCAAGACAGUCAAUGCACCAUCAACUGCCGAUGCACAGAAUACCGUCAAAUCGCUCAAUCAUGAUGAAGCCGAGAAAGACGACACCAAGAAGCGCACUUACGGCAGAACGCCAGAGGGUAAAGUAUUCGUGGUGCCGCAGACACAUGACAUGGUCUCGCAACUUCUUUCCCCGACUCAACCAAAGAAUGUGUCCGACAUUGUCAUCUUGGCUGUGCUUGCAUGCCAUGUCGCCAUGCUUUACUUCCUCCCAGAUCCAGUUCGUAUCCCCAUCCUCGCCAUUGUCUUCCUUUUCUGGCGUGCCGCAUACAACGCCGGCAUUGGCUGGCUGCUCAAUAUACAAUCCAACCACAAGCGCCUUACUACGUGGGCUCGCAAGUACAAUCUCUUUACAGACCCAAACUCCGGCAAGAACCCGCGUCCAUGGCUUUACAACCAACUAAAACGUGAAAUGGAGACAAAGAUUGCUCGCGACUACAAGUUCCAAGAGGCUCCUCUCGAGUACAACACAUGGUUGGUUUUCCGAAGAGUCGUUGAUCUGAUCCUAAUGUCCGACUUUGUCGCCUACUGCUGCUUUGCCAUCGCUUGCGGCGGCCGUCCUGAUGGUGAGAAUGUGCUUAUGACUCUUGCACGCUGGCUGUGUGGCUUAACCCUCGUCGCUUUCAACCUCUGGGUCAAGCUUGACGCCCAUAGAGUCGUCAAAGACUACGCCUGGUACUGGGGUGACUUCUUCUACCUCAUCGAUCAAGAACUCACCUUCGACGGCGUCUUCGAGAUGGCUCCUCAUCCCAUGUACUCUGUUGGCUACGUUGGCUUCUACGGCAUUUCCUUGAUGGCCGCCAGCUACAAGGUGCUCUUCAUCUCCAUCCUUGCACAUGCUGCUCAGUUCGCCUUUUUGACCAUCGUCGAGAACCCGCACAUCGAAAAGACAUACAACCCACCCGCGCCAAAGAAAAGAAGAGAAUCCGAGAGCGACAGAGAACCUCCCAAAAGCGCCACUCCCGACUCCGGUCAUAUCAACGGAUAUCCUCCCAUAGCGACAACCGAGAAGCCUUCUUCAGUCCACAACAUUCUUGGCUUCCACAACAUGGACCUUCACCGUAUCACAGACAUAUCCGUCUUGCUUAUGCAAUCUUACCUCUUUAGUGUCGCCUUCUUGACCCCGUCAACUGCUUUGUGGCAGACCGCCUUUGUCGUCAACGCAGUGGCCUGGCGGUUGUGGUAUUCACUUGGCAUUGGCUACAUCCUUGAUCGUCAGUCGAACAAGAAGAAGUGGGCUCGCCAUUUUGUCAAGUAUGGUGAGAGCACUGAAGAGGCCUGGAGACAAUGGAAGGGGCUCUAUCACUUGAGCAUGAGCAUGUGUACCGCAAGCUUUCUGUGUGCUGCCCUGAAGAUGUACAGCCUGCCUCCGAACUGGACCUAUGGUCUGGCUCUGCUUCGUCACGUACUCGGCAUGGCCUUGAUCGCCCUCCAAGUCUGGACAAGCUUCAGCAUCUACGAAUCUCUCGGCGAGUUCGGAUGGUUCUUUGGUGAUUUCUUCUUCGACCAUGCGUCCAAGCUUACCUACGGUGGCAUCUACAGGUUCCUCAAUAAUCCUGAGCGAGUAAUUGGACUGGCUGGCAUUUGGGGUGUUGCAUUGAUCACAUGGAGCAAGACAAUCUUCUUCCUCGCGCUGUUGAGUCAUCUUCUCACUCUGGUCUUCAUUCAAUUUGUGGAACGUCCGCACAUGGAAAAGCUCUAUGGGCAAUCUCUGCGCCAGGACUCUGGGCUUUCCAAGAGUCUCAAGCGCUCCCUACCCUCCCAAUUCAAACACUGGCAGGGUAGCGUCGACAGAGUGCUCGAAGACUCGAUGGACUUCCUCGAAGACUUUAUUGACUCAGCGAGACCCAAGCUCGCUUCCGGAAUGGAUACCUUCGUCAGAGAUACGCGCACACUCUUCAAGAACUAUCCAGCUCGUAUCACGGUUACACGUCUCACGCCUGAUCUUGCCGGCUUCGAUCCUAAGGACUACUCUCUGGACGUCGAAGGCACUCCGUCCUCUGGCGCAUCUGAAUUCGAACGUUCUAGUGGGCGCGAAGGAGAGAUUGGCCAGAUCCCUCAGAAGCGUGUUGAUCAGUACAAGACUCUUACCUUUGAGUAUGGUGCUCCGAUCAAAGUCCGUUGGCAAGCUCCUGCAAAUCACCGCAAGAACGAUUGGAUCGGGUUGUACAUGGUUGCAGAUAAUUCAUCGCGUCAUGUCACGCAUGUCGGAUCUCAAGGUCGUUGGACCGCCACCACAAAGGGUGUCUACGAUUCUGUCACCGCCGAGACUGGCAUCCUCGUUGAUUCCCAUGAGGUCACCAAAGAUGGCAAGCAGUAUGCAACCGGCGAGAUGGAGUUCUCCGGUGACAAACUGUGGUGGACUCACGGCGUUUUCGAGUUCCGCUACCACCACGACGGAAAGCACAAUGUCAUGGCUACGUCUCUACCAUUCGAGAUUCGCGUUGGCAGGUUUGACGAAGACGAUGUUCAGUUUGAUAAUAUCAACCUGGCACGUUCGGCCGUUGAGCAGGCUUUGCUUCCCAUUGUACAAAACUGCUUCGAUCGCGACCCAGAGGUUGCGCCGCGCACUGUUGAUGACAUGUUUGGCGAUGGCUUGGAGAGAGAAGGCAGAUAUGCUAGACGUGUCGUCUUCGCUAUCCAUCAAAUGUUUGGUAUCGAAUUUGCACCCGAAGUCGUCUUGGCCGACGGCAGUGUACAAAAUCUGGCUUGGAGAAUUUGCAAUGCAAAGAAGGUGCUCGCACCUUACAGCAUGACACCUAGCCGUGGUCGCUCGACCCCUGCAGAGCUGAAGGCUUGA
Messenger RNA from Aureobasidium namibiae CBS 147.97, 2889 nucleotides. Its product is annotated as phosphatidylethanolamine N-methyltransferase. The record is from RefSeq and is a predicted model, not a curated record. Gene Ontology annotation, molecular function: phosphatidylethanolamine N-methyltransferase activity. Gene Ontology annotation, biological process: phosphatidylcholine biosynthetic process. Bases 1 to 2889 code for a protein of 962 amino acids. The transcript is spliced from 4 exons. NCBI's taxonomy places the organism in Eukaryota, Fungi, Ascomycota, Dothideomycetes, Dothideales, Saccotheciaceae.